Cucurbita maxima (winter squash) is the source of this 1116-nucleotide messenger RNA. Its product is annotated as truncated transcription factor CAULIFLOWER A-like. Gene Ontology annotation, molecular function: DNA-binding transcription factor activity, RNA polymerase II-specific; protein dimerization activity; RNA polymerase II cis-regulatory region sequence-specific DNA binding. Gene Ontology annotation, biological process: positive regulation of transcription by RNA polymerase II. The transcript has 8 exons. Gene Ontology annotation, cellular component: nucleus. The coding region runs from base 89 to 784 and encodes 231 amino acids. NCBI's taxonomy places the organism in Eukaryota, Viridiplantae, Streptophyta, Magnoliopsida, Cucurbitales, Cucurbitaceae. The record is from RefSeq and is a predicted model, not a curated record.
GUCCAACGUUAUUGAGGUUUGAGAACAAGAUGUGUUGAUUCCAUUUUUGAAGGAAGGGAAUGAAGUGAUCUUGGUUUUGUUGGUGGAAAUGGGUCGGGGGCGAGUGCAGUUGAAGAGGAUUGAGAACAAGAUCAACCGCCAAGUUACUUUCUCUAAAAGAAGGUCCGGUUUGCUGAAGAAAGCCCAUGAGAUUUCAGUUCUUUGUGAUGCCGAAGUUGCUCUUAUUGUCUUCUCCACCAAGGGCAAGCUCUUUGAAUACUCCACUGAUUCUUGCAUGGAGAAAAUCCUGGAGCGCUAUGAAAGGUACUCCUAUGCAGAAAGGAGACUUAUUGCAAAUGAUAACCAAUCAAAUGGAAAUUGGAGUCUUGAACAUGCAAAGCUGAAAGCCAGAGUAGAGGUUCUACAGAAAAACCACAGGCAUUUCAUGGGGGAAGAUCUUGACUCCUUGACUCUAAAAGAGCUUCAAAAUACUGAACAACAACUUGAUUCUGCACUCAAACAAAUAAGAGCUAGGAAGAACCAACUCAUGCAUGAAUCCAUUUCAGAGCUUCAGAAAAAGGACAAGGCCCUACAGGAGCAAAACAACAUGUUAGCCAAGAAGAUAAAAGAGAAGGAAAAAGCACAAGCUCAAAAUCCACCAUCGGAGCAGGAGCAGCAGUAUAGCCAUGGCGUUUCCCCGCUUCUCCUCCCUCAGCCAUUCCCAUCUCUUGCCAUGACCACGACGUUGUUGCCCUUACCCAUCCCACAGCACGAGAGACAAAGACGUGGCUGCCAACUACGAUAGAUCGGCAGCCCUCCUGCUGCCGUGGAUGCUCGGGCACCACCUUGGUGACUAACAUGAUACACACACAUAUGAUAUGAUAAAAGACGUAUAAUUGUAAAGCCCUGCAUGUAAGAUAUGAUAUGGUAGCAGUAGAACCUAAUUGUUCGGGUGUAUGAAGCCUUUGGAUUGGAUCCUUUGAAAGUUGUAGGUUUUAGUAAGCCAUAAUUAAGAAAAAGAGUACAAUGGGAAAGAAGCAUGCAGGCUUUUUGGCUCCAAAAUGAGACAUUAUGACUGUAUAUACAUCUGUAACUCUGCCAGUUUUAGUAUAAUAAACAAAAAACAAGCUUAUUGCA